AUGGAUGGUCCGUGCGUAAAUAGCCGAGUUUUCCACAGCAAACUUUCACUCACUUCACCUAACAAGGCUAGUCCUUCCUUUUUCCUUUCCUUUCUCCUUAAUCUGAGCGCUUUCCGUCCUGAUCUGGCAACCUCAGCAAGAAAUUGCGUUCACCUGGAUAUGGGAGACCUUGCCGAUGCGUAUACAGCUCUAACGCCGUAUUCAACCAGAACAGAAGUAGCCAAAGUUUUGCAGUCGAUAAUACUCGGUGCGCCAGGUUUUGCCAUCAGCGAAUCGACUCGAACAAAACUUCUCAAACUUUUGCUGGAUGAUAUAAAAAUCAGAGGUUCUGACUCGAGGAUAUCCGAUGAAGAUGCCAGUCAAGCGAUUCUAGCCGUGAAAAUCCUUGGACGAAACCCACAAGGUUCGGAUUACCUCGCAACAGAGUCAGGAUUAUCGGACCUCCUGCAUAUCGCGUCAAGUUUGAAGGAGAAAGAUCAUCUGGAUGCAGCUUGCGACGCUUUGCGAUGUAUCGCCAACGCAAUGUUGCUCUUUGAAGACAGUCGAUCGACGUUCAUAUCAGAAGAGGUUAAGGGCGGAGAAGUUUGUGUUAAGAUGCUGAAUGAAGCCACGACCUGCGAUGAGAUCUUCAUCCUAUCCAGGAUCCUUUUCUUCGCUACUGUCUCUAGAUCGCCUUUCGUUAUUUGGCUGGUGGAGGAGAGCCACGAUGGACGCACGAUUAGUAAUAUCGUUGAAGACAAGUUGGACCUGGCGUUAUCCAGAUACUUGAAGAACGACAAGGCAAAUCUGGCACGGGAGGCGAUUGCAGAUCUCUUGAAGUUUACGUUUAACUUGUUGUUGUACUAUCCCAAGAUGGUGGAUUGUGUACCCCAAUCAUCGUCACUGCCAUCCCUUUCAGGCAACGAGGCGAGAAUCAUGGGGGACUUCUGGAGUCCGAAACUUGAUGGAUUCCUUCCUCCAAUCUUGGAACUCUACCUCUCAUUACCGGCACCUAACACCGAACCUACACCUCUCCACCCACCAUUAACGAAUGCCAUACAUAGUCUGAUAACCAUCCCUGUAAACAACGCUCUUCGUUCCAAAUGGUUCCACACGUCUGCAGAACAACCAGAUGUCGUUCAACACACGCAAGAUCUGCUCGACAAAUCCCUCGCGUUCUACCUCCCCAAAUCCGAAUCUCCAGAUUCCGAAUCCAUCAGGGACUUUGCCAAAUCCAAACAUCCAUCCGACGACCUCGACGACAUCCUUUCCCCUUUAGUCAUCCUAGCCACACGUCUCUGCAUAGGCGACGUGUCCGCCCGUAACAGGAUUUGUAAUUGGAUCGUUCCUGAGGAUAUGGAUCGUGAUCCUGAGCAGCCUUUGGAUGAACGACCGAAUAUUUUGGGAAGGUGUAUCAGGUUGAUGGGCAGUGUGUAUCAUAAGAGGUUGAACGAGUCCGCGGGAGAGUUGCUCUAUGCUAUGUGCGGACAAGAUGCGGGGGUUUUGUGUUCGAAAGUUGGAUAUGGGCAUGUUGCUGGGUUCUUGUUUGAGAAGGGGGUGAUGAGUGCGCCGGUGACGGCUGAGAGCCCUGGAGGUGGCGAGGCGAGUAGUUCUACUACUAGCACGGCCCCUUCUGCCACAUCGACAUCGGCCAAUGGUGAAAAGGAAGGCGGAGGGACUGGCGAAGGAGCGAAUGCGAAGGCAGCUCUGGAGUCGGAAAUGACGUUUGCAGGACCUUCGGAUACCCGACAGAUCAACCCGAUUACCGGAACAUACGUUCCUGAGAAGACCAGUAACCCUAUGGACGAUAUGAGCGAGGAAGAGAAGGAGAGAGAGAUGGAUAAGUUGUUUGUGUUGUUCGAUAGGAUGGAGAAGACGGGUGCCCUGAGCCCGGAGCAGAAUCCCGUUAGGAAAGCUAUCCAGAAGAGUAUGCAGCAGUGACUAAGAUUCUCGAAGGGUCGAUAGUUAUUCUCUGUCUCGGUCUUUUUCUCUCUGCUUCCUUGCCGCGUACUCCUUUACAAUCUGCGUCUUAGUUUACGUUACACAACCUUGCAAGUCAAGCGUUGUAUGAUAUUUUACACCCAUAAGAAUAUCUUAAUACAAUGAAGUGGUCUCCGUU
This is a messenger RNA of Marasmius oreades (fairy-ring Marasmius), 2098 nucleotides long. RefSeq lists its product as uncharacterized. The transcript is spliced from 6 exons. Gene Ontology annotation, molecular function: guanyl-nucleotide exchange factor activity; G-protein alpha-subunit binding. The record is from RefSeq and is a predicted model, not a curated record. Gene Ontology annotation, cellular component: cytoplasm. Gene Ontology annotation, biological process: G protein-coupled receptor signaling pathway. Lineage: Eukaryota; Fungi; Basidiomycota; Agaricomycetes; Agaricales; Marasmiaceae. Bases 1 to 1920 code for a protein of 639 amino acids.